ACGGUGGCGUUCGGCAGCGUCUACGCCAGCGACAGGUUCGCGCUCAACGAGAGCUUCCAGCACGCGCUCGACGAGGCCAUGGAGAUGAUCUCCAGCACCUCCGCGGAGGACUUCUUCCCCAAAGUCAUCGGCCGGCUCGUCGACCGCGUCACGGGCGUCGUGGCCCGCCGCGAGAGGAUCUUCAGGCAGCUCGACGCCUUCUUUGACAUGGUCAUCGAGCAGCACCUGCACCCUGAGCGCGCCAGUCCCCCUGAGAUGGAGAACGGCGGCGACCUCGUCGAUGCGCUCAUCGCCCACUGGAAGGAGCAUCGUGGGUUCACCAGAGACCACGUCAAGGCCAUAAUCUUUGACACGUUCAUCGCCGGCAUUGACACGAGCUCGGUGACAAUACUGUGGACGAUGUCGGAGCUUAUCCGGAAGCCGCGCGUGCUCGGCAAGGUGCAAGCCGGUAUCAGAGCCGUGGCUGGCGGCAACGUCAACGGGAGGGUGCUGUCCGAAGACGUGUCCAAGCUCAGCUACCUCGGGAUGGUGGUAAAAGAGACCAUGCAGCUGCACCUGCCGGCGCCAUUGAUAUUGCCGAGGAAGACGAUGUGGCACAUCCAGGUGGCCGGGUACGAUGUGCCGGCCAAGACGCGGGUCUACGUCAAUGCGUGGGCCAUCGGUAGGGACCCGGCGAGCUGGCCGGACAACCCGGAGGAGUUCAACCCGGACAGGUUCGAGGGGAGCGCCAUAGACCUUAAGGGCGAGCAUCCGGAGCUGAUGCCGUUCGGCACUGGGCGCCGGAUCUGCCCCGGCAUGUCGAUGGCCAUGGCCACCGUGGAGUUCACGCUGGCCAUGGCCACCGUGGAGUUCACGUUGGCCAAUCUGCUCUGCUGCUUCGACUGGGCGCUCCCGAAGGGGAUGGCGGUGGACGACGUGAGCAUGGAGGAGGAAGGAAGGCUCGUGUUCCACCGCAAGACGCCCCUCGUGCUCGUGCCCACCGCUUACGUGCCGCCAUGGCGCCCAUGA
Triticum urartu is the source of this 1008-nucleotide messenger RNA. The record is from RefSeq and is a predicted model, not a curated record. NCBI's taxonomy places the organism in Eukaryota, Viridiplantae, Streptophyta, Magnoliopsida, Poales, Poaceae.